UUUUUAAUAUAGUUCUAAUUCACUAAUUAGUCCGUUGACGCUAAAGUACAAAGCCAUCAGAAUGUUGAACUUGUACAUGUUUCUUUCAGUUUGUCUAAGUACAACAUACACCGUAAAAGCAGAUUAUGGUGCAUUUUACAAUGGCUAUCCACAAUCAUACUGGAGUCCUCCAUCCCCAUUACCUGUCAACACUGGAUGGAAUAAUAAUAAUUAUUGGGGUAACUUUCAGCCGCUCUGGACGCCACCAAAACAAUAUUAUCCACCACAAAAUAAUGGAUUUAAUUACAAUUCUAAUUACAACGGAUUUAAUAAUUAUAACAAUGGAAACUUUGUUUCCUAUGGCCCAUAUGAGGGUGCAACUGUAUACGUUCAAAAUGGUGAACUCUUUAUCAACGGCAAAAAAAUUCCGGGAUAUGUAGAAAACCAAGCAACUGUCAUUAAAUAUGGUAAAGGUAUUCUCACAGUCAACGGUGAAAGAAAAAAAGAAUUUGACGGUAUAGCAGGCACAGGAACUAUAGAAUUAGGAACUAACUCCGACUAUGUCGACGACAACGAUGAUGACGAUGACGAAGACGAAGACGAAGAAGAAGAUGAAGAUGAAAAUCAUAGUUAUACAAUACCAGGUGGAAGUUAUAUGGGAAUGCGGGGCCCGAACGUUAACACAAAUCAAUACGGAAACACGUAUAAUAAUCAACAAUGCCCAGGAUGUACAUUAGGAAGAUUGGUGGCAGAUAGAUUAAAAAAUGAAAUUACUAAAAUAGUAAUGGGACAUGAUGGAAUAAAAAACGACGUUCCCAGUGGUAACUUUCAACCGCUUUGGACGCCACCAAAACCAAAUUACCCAACACAAAAAAAUGGAAUGAAUUACAACUCUAAUAACAUUGGAUUUAAUAAUUAUAACAACGGAGGUCGACCAAUUUCUGACUCCGAUGAUGGCGAAGACGAGAAUCAAACUUAUACAACACCAGGAAGUUAUAUGGGAAUGCAGGGCCCAAACGUUAACACGAAUCAAUACGGAAACGCGUAUAAUAAUCAACAAUGCCCAGGAUGUACAUUAGGAAGAAUGGUGGCAGAUAGACUAAAAAAUGAAAUUACUAAAAUAGUAAUGGGACAUGAUGGAAUAAAAAACGACGUUCCCAAUGGUAAAGAAAUGAGUAAUAAAGGAAUGAAGAUCGGUGGUCCACAUGGUUUGAAAACGGGCAAUCAAAUGUUUUCAGUAAAAGUAUGAUGAUGUAUGGCGGAUUUGGAGCAAUAGAAGAUAUUCAGUGUCUAAAAUAUAAUAUUAUGUAAAAAACAACAAAUCAACCAAAUUAUUAUAAUUCUGUAUUAGUUUUGAUGAUAAUAUAAUUUCAAUGUUUAAUAGUAUUAAAAUGUCAUACAAUUAUUUC
This is a messenger RNA of Adelges cooleyi (spruce gall adelgid), 1388 nucleotides long. RefSeq names its product insoluble matrix shell protein 4-like. NCBI's taxonomy places the organism in Eukaryota, Metazoa, Arthropoda, Insecta, Hemiptera, Adelgidae. The record is from RefSeq and is a predicted model, not a curated record. The coding region runs from base 62 to 1228 and encodes 388 amino acids. The transcript is spliced from 9 exons.